Molecule: messenger RNA, 645 nt
Organism: Scedosporium apiospermum
Lineage: Eukaryota; Fungi; Ascomycota; Sordariomycetes; Microascales; Microascaceae
Exons: 4
Coding region: 1-645 (214 amino acids)
Source: RefSeq, a predicted model, not a curated record
AUGAAGAUCCAAAACAUCCUCGCCGUCCUCUCCUUCACGGCUUCGGCCCUCGCGGCCACCAACGAGCCCUGCAUCGGCAGCGGAGGUGCAGCAGGUGUCUGCAUCACCACCUCCGCCUGCUCCGCCGCCGGCGGCACCUCCAUAACCGGCGCCUGCCCCUCCGACCCCUCCAACGUCCGCUGCUGCACCAAGCCCAGCUGCUCCAACGGCUCCAACGGAAACUGCCGCUGGCAGAGCGACUGCGCCGGCUCCACCGUCGCCAACCAGUGCCCCGGCCCCGCCCAGAUGAAGUGCUGCUCUUCCAAGGCCACGGGCUUCGGCGGCUACUCGCGCCCGGGGCUCCCCGCCGCCUCGAACGCUUGCAAGGCCGUCUCGGUUAAUGGUGCUAAGAAGAUCCUGGAUGCUUGGCCUGGUAGGGUGCCCACCAUGUCUGGUCGUGAGAUUGCCGAGUGGGUUAUGAAGAACCGCUCUUCGCUCAAUGUCAAGUACAUCAUCUGGGGCCAGCGAAUUUGGAAUCCCAGCCGCGAUGCGCAGGCUUCCUGGACUUCAUGGAGGGCCAUGGAGGACCGCGGCUCCAUUACCCAGAAUCACUGGCAAGUGGAGAGGACCACGUCCAUGUCAGCUUCAACUAGGCUGAACUCGUAG